AUUUUCACUCUCACUCGCUGAUUGAAGAACACAAGCAGAAAAAAACAAAGAUUUCUUCUCCUUUUUUCAUAAUGGAGUAGAAAAUUGUUGACAUGUGACGAAUCCUUCCAUAUUUUCCUCCCCCUGUUUCUCUCACUGAUCCAGUACCAAUCUCUUUUUAUUUGCACACUCUUUAUUUACCAAGUAAUUACAUUUUUGAAGUAUUGUAGUUUUAUUUGCACUAGUAAGGGUUUGAGUAAUUUUUCUGGUUUGCCUUUGUGCAUUUAAUAUUCAUCAUAUAAUUCAUAAUCAUUCUUUUAUGUGUGUGUGUGUUGUACUAUGUUUUCUAGAAUUUUGAGAUUCCAUGAUUUUAAAGCCUUUGAUGUAUGUCAAUAUUUAAUUUUCAGCUAUGUUAUGUUGUUACUGUUGUAAGUGGUUAUGGUGAAGAGUAGUAUAGUAAGGAGUAAGUUAUCAUGGUUGAUUUAAAACAAUUGCUACUCUCAGUUACUUUGAAUGUGGUUGCUUAGCUAGGGAUCUUUAUUCAUUAUCGUCAUUGCAGAGAGCUUUAGGUGAGAUGGGAAAGACGAUUCAAGUGUCCGGCUUCCCUCGGCUUUAUACUGCUGAAAGUAUCAGAAGGUUCUUCUUUAAGCAUAGUGGAUUGCGCAAACUGUUUGGUCCUAUAUAUGCCAUACAAGUAAAAAAUGGGAAACAAGGAUCGAGGGCUUAUGCUGUAAUCCAAUUUGUGAAUAACCUAGAUGAUAGGACAUUAACACAUCUGACAAAUUUUCGCGUAGAUUGUGGCCCUUGUAUUUUGAAAUUUUGGGAUGCACAAGAUAUUGUGCCAAAUCCUAGAACAUAUGACAAUGUUAUGGAUGGUGUAACUCUGUUUUUGGGAUGCCAGUUAUCAGAAGAGAGGUUUUCAGUGCUGUGGAAGGCUGCAAACAUUUCUAUUAAAUUUGGAACGGGGCUGAAGAUUAUGCACUUAUUAUUGUCUCACGAAUCAAUUGAAUACAAGCUUCAGCUCUACCAUGAUAAUAUAUGGCAGAUUGUGAUGUAUGAUUCAGGCAAUCAAGCUGCCAAGGUGCUUCUCAUACAGUUAUAUGGAGCACCGCGAAUAUACAAGAAGCUUGCAGACUCUAGGUAUAGCUAUUUCCGUCAAACUCCAGAUGAUCAGUGGGUCCGAACAACUGAUUUUACCCCAUCAUCAUGUAUUGGACAAUCUUCCGGUAUAUGUAUCCAACUUCCUAGUGGCAUUGAACUUCCAGAUUUUGAAAGACACUUUUUAUACUAUAAAGAAAGUAAAACACCCUUCACAUUGGAAAAUGGAGUGCCAUUUUGUGAAUUUCUGGAUCUAGUUCCGAUUAUGCAGCCUCCUCGAGGUCUUGAGUUGCCAUAUCGACUACUAUUCAAGGUCUGUUGUUUGGUACAAACCGGAUGUCUUCCAGGGCCGAAGCUAGAUGAAAAUUUCUAUCAGUUGCUCAAUCCAGAAAGAUAUGAUAUUGCAUACCUUGAGCAGCUUUUGGAAAAGCUUUACUAUUUAAAGGAGUGCUGUUAUAAUCCUCACUCAUGGCUUAUCGAGCAGCAUCAGAGCUACAGCGGCUUUAAGAAACCGAAACCUCAUGUUGUGGAUGAUGACCUGGUGCAUAUUCACAGGGUUCAAGUCACUCCAACCAAAGUGUAUUUCCAUGGUCCUGAAGUGAAUGUAUCAAAUCGCGUGUUGCGCAACUUCCAUGAUCACAUUGACAAUUUUCUUCGUGUUUCAUUUGUGGAAGAGGACUGGAGUAAGAUGUAUGCAUCUGAUUUAGCACCAAGGGGAGCUGAUGGGGAUGAGAACACAAGAACAAAGCUGUAUUCGAGGAUACUUUCAACUCUGAGGAAUGGCAUCACUAUUGGGAGCAAGAAAUUCGAGUUUCUUGCGUUUUCCUCAAGUCAACUAAGGGAGAACUCCCUCUGGAUGUUUGCCCCAACUGACAACCUUAAUGCUGAUGGUAUAAGGAGGUGGAUGGGCGACUUCAGUUCCAUACGGAACGUGGCAAAAUAUGCUGCGAGGCUUGGCCAGUCCUUUGGUUCAUCCACGGAGACGCUAAGUGUUACUCAGAAUGAGGUUGAUAAAAUCCCCGACGUCAAGGUUGUUAGAGAUGAAACAACAUAUAUCUUCUCUGAUGGGAUUGGAAAGAUAUCAGUCGACUUUGCACAAAGAGUUGCGAUAAAAUGUGGACUCAGAAGCAAUAUACCAUCUGCCUUCCAGAUCAGGUAUGGUGGCUACAAAGGGGUCGUGGCAAUCGAUCCGAAUUCACCAGUGAAGAUGUCACUGAGACCGAGCAUGUUGAAGUACCAAUCAGAUGAUACAAAACUAAACGUUCUUGGAUGGAGCAAAUAUCAACCGUGCUUCUUGAAUCGCCAAAUCAUCACACUCUUAUCCACUCUUGGGGUCGCGGAUCAUGUCUUUGAGAAGAAGCAAAGUGAAGCAGUAGCUCAGCUGAAUGAUAUUUUAUUAGAUCCGUUCAAGGCUCUAGAAGCUUUGGAUCUCAUGUCUCUAGGAGAAAACACUUACAUCUUGAAGGAAAUGUUGAAAUGUGGGUAUAAACCCGAUGAAGAGCCGUUUCUUGCAAUGAUGUUGCAAACUAUCCGCUCAUCACAACUGCUGGAUUUGCGGAUCAAAUCUAGAAUAUUUAUCCGACAAGGUAGAAAUAUGAUGGGAUGUCUCGAUGAAACAGGCACCUUAGAAUACGGACAAGUAUUUGUGCAAUAUUCUGGCGCCGGGCAGAGGAGGUUCCACGAGGAAUCCAUUGAUGAGUAUACACCUACUGACCGUAAUUACAUUGUUAAAGGAAAGGUGGCUGUUGCUAAGAAUCCAUGCUUGCACCCUGGUGAUCUUCGGGUUCUAGAAGCUAUUGAUGUUCCAGCAUUGCAUCACAUGGUGAACUGCAUAGUUUUCCCUCAGAAAGGAAUGAGACCACAUCCAAACGAAUGUUCUGGGAGUGAUUUGGAUGGAGAUAUAUAUUUUGUUUGUUGGGACCCUGAUAUGAUUCCACCGGAACAAUUCACACCUAUGGAUUAUGAUCCUGCCCCAGCCACACACCUCGAUCAUGAGGUUACCAUUGAGGAAGUCCAAGAAUACUUCACCAACUACAUCUUGAACGAGAGUUUAGGAAUGAUUGCCAAUGCCCAUAUUGUCUUCGCUGACAAGGAGCCAUCCAUGGCCUCGAGCAGUCCUUGUUUGGAGCUAGCUAAGUUACACUCAGUGGCAGUCGACUUCCCCAAAACCGGCAGACCUGCACAGAUCCCUCCUAAACUACGCGUCAAAGAAUACCCUGAUUUCAUGGAGAAGCUCGACAAGCCCACUUGUGAAUCCAAGGGUGUGAUAGGUAAGCUUUUCAAGGAGGUGAAGGAUUUUGCCACUGACACAACUUCCUUGAAGUUCACAAAAGAAGUGGCUAGAAGCUCCUACGAUGCUGACAUGGAAGUUGACGGUUUCAGAGACUACAUUGAGGAAGCAUUCGACCACAAAACCCGCUAUGACUGUAAACUGGGGAACUUGAUAGACUACUAUGGCAUCAAGACUGAGGGUGAGAUAUUGAGCAGAGCUAUUAUGAAGAUGUCGAAAACCUUUGACCGCAGAAAGAGCACUGAAGCGAUUGGUGCUGCAGUGAAGUCUCUGAGAAAUGAAGCCAGAUCAUGGUUCAAGAAAGGAACCAAAUCGGGCAAUCAAUAUGCAAUGGCCUCGGCUUGGUAUCACGUGACUUAUCAUCCUGAUUUUUGGGGUCACUACAACAAGGAUAUGAAGAUGAAGAGGAAUCACUACAUUAGUUUCCCAUGGUGUGUGUACGACAAGCUUGUCCAUAUCAAGAAUGAGAAUGCAAGAAAAUAUCAUUCAAAAAGCAGCUCUGGUCAAGAAGGAAUCAAGAAGAAGAAUGCAAGAAAAGACCGCUCGAAAAGUAGCUUAGAUCAAGGAGUCAGGAAGGAGAAUGCAAGAAAAGAUCACUCAAAAAGCAGUUCAUGUCAGGAAAUGAUGAACAAUGAGAAUACUGGAAGUAAAGAUCACUCAACAAGCAGCUCAGAUCAAGGAGGAUGCAAGAAAAUAUGGAUGAAAAAGGAGUUCAAAUAUCUUUCCUUGAAAUGAGUAUCUUGAGCUGAAAGUUGUACAUAUUUAAAGACUUAGAAGCAUUUUGUUCUGGUCAUAUUUAAACUAGACUUGUAUCUGUGUAUCUCAUUAUCUAAUCUAGAGAUGCUUCAGUUUGAAUGCAGUUA
Molecule: messenger RNA, 4230 nt
Organism: Salvia splendens (bonfire salvia)
Lineage: Eukaryota; Viridiplantae; Streptophyta; Magnoliopsida; Lamiales; Lamiaceae
Product: probable RNA-dependent RNA polymerase 1
Exons: 4
Coding region: 554-4102 (1182 amino acids)
Biological process (GO): siRNA processing
Cellular component (GO): nuclear RNA-directed RNA polymerase complex
Molecular function (GO): RNA-directed RNA polymerase activity
Source: RefSeq, a predicted model, not a curated record